AUACGGGCGGCAAAUAGUAAAUAGACGGGCGGCAAAUAGCUAUUCACGUAAAUCUUAGCCACCUCGCCUUCUCUUUACGUUCAUACUACUACUGUUUCGUCUUUCACCCUCGGGCUCUCAUUUUCACUUCACUCCGUUCCAAAACCACAGACGGAAGGGAGUCAGUAUCCUUUCCUUUUCUCCCAAAAGGAAAUGCAUUUUUCUCACACAACACAGCAUCAUUAAGAUUGUCCCUUUCUUCUUGCAAUCCAUCCAAUUCCGCUGCGCCAACCCAAUUGUACUGAGAUUUCACCACAGCCUCUAGUUUUUUUUUUCUUCCCUUCUUCCCCACUCUUCUGAAGUCUUCUUCUCCAUCUCUAUUUCUCUCCCCCCCCUUUCCUCUCCUGUCUCGGUAGAGAAUUUUCUCCCAAAGCUUUACACAGAAAUGGCGGCCCACUGCAUUAUCCCGACCAGGGACGUUCUUCACACCGUAGGGGAUAAAAGCUACGACAACUGGAUCGCCUGCCUCAAAACCUACCUUCUCUCUCAGGAUCUCUGGGAUUUAAUCGACCUCCCGGAACCUACUACCGCCGCCGCCGCCGCUACAAGCGACGUGGCCGGGACUAGUGGUACUACUACUACUACUAGUAUUCCGGCGUGGCGGAGGAAGAAUGCGGCGGCUCUGCACGCGAUUCAGAUUUCUCUGGGUUGCGACAUCCUCCACCAGAUACGGGAAAUUAGUUCGGCGAAGGAGGCCUGGGACACUCUAGCCGGUAUGCAUCAGAAAAAGAAGAAGAAGAAGAAGAAGCAGCUCCCACAAAACGAGCCUGGAGCUGGAGCUGGAGCUGGAACUGAAACUGAUGGGCAGCAGCAGCAGCAGCAGCAGGGCGAUGCUGGUAAAAAAGUUAUUUAAUUGAAUUGCCGCUUUGCACUUUGUUUAAUUACUAUCCAGUUCAUAAUCUUGCAGUGAUUUGUGCCCCUCCUGGCUCCUCUUAAUGCUUUGGCUAAGGGUUAAAAAGUUUCAUGGAUUCAAUCUUUACACUAAUUAAGUAUGAGUUUCACAACAAAAUUGUCAUUAAACUCCCCAAACAAGAAUGAUAACCAACCGAAACAGAACAUCAUCCUUCUACUUCUCCCUUAAUUACCCGCGUCAUGAACCGAAAUUGGUAAAGGUUCUAGUCCCCCAUAGCUAUAGACAGAGCUUCGUCUCUGACAGCUAAAUCGAAGGAGGUGGAGAAAGUUGUGGAGGAGAAGAGUGAUGGGAGUGGGUGAUCCCACCCAGGCCGCCCAACUUGGUGGAGCCGAUGGGUCCUCCGGAGGAAGAAGAAGGAGAACAACUUGGAUACCUUGAUGAAUAAUUAGAAAGGUGAAGAUGAUACUGUUGGCAAAUGGUCCAACAAGAUGGCCCCAACCCCAACGUGAGAUCAGAAUCCCGGUAGGCUCCAGCUCCAAGCCAGUUAGUUACUCCAUGAGAGCCAUUUUAGCCACUAAAUGAAUGGAAGUGGUCAGACAGAUUUAUGGCUCAGAGUGCUUCACUCCAUCUACAUCGCUGUCUUUUACCCUACCAGCUGGGCAGGGCAAACAACGGAGCAUUCUAGGAAUCGUGGGUGCAGUAUGCAUAUCUAGUUGGAGACCACCAUCACAUACCCUCACUCUUCUCAUUAAUGCCUUUCCUCUUAUUUCUCUCGUGCUAAAAUGGUUCAUCAUCUUCCUUCACUUUCUCUUUCUAAAUUUUUCACUCGCCAAUUUUAUCAUUUCAAGUCUUGGAUUCAAUAAGGCAUAAGGCCAGUAGUGUUGGGAUUCUGUCUAGUGUCUAUCUCAUCUGGGUGUUGUCUAAGCGUCUCAAGACCCUAAAACCAAAAAUGCCAAUUUUAUAUUAUAUGAUAAAUGAAAUAUUAUUUAAAACACUUCAUUUCUUCAAUUCAAAUGAUUAAAAUUUGAAAAUCACUUAACACUCAGACAACCAGAAAAUAAUCCACAAGUUCAUGGAGACAUAGUGUCAUUUCUCACAAAGUUCUCGAGCUAUUGAAAAUGUUGGGAUAGAAUUCUGAAUUUGUAGAUGUUAAUUUCUCUUUUAACAAUGAUCACAGCUUAGCUUCAUCUAACUAUAUCUAGGUGUUCCCUUACUCCGUCGAUAUGUUCUCGAUACCUAACUUAUCGUGGAACCCCUAAACGAAGUGUGGCUAUCCAUCUUGUAAGGUGGAAUUCUACUUCAGAAUUUGAGAAUGCUCAAAUCAAUCCCUCCUCAAUCUCAUCAUCAUCUUCGUCUCGAGUGGGUCUAGGAACUUACCUAACUUCCACUUAUUUUCCACUGACAAAAUCAGCCAGUAACAAACACAGAGCGAGCUAGUGAUUUUCUUAACCACACUGCUCAUCAAGCAUUGCAUUGCAUUGCAUCGUCACUUGGGGGAACUAAUUAGUUUAUCAUAAUUUCACUAAUAAAGUGCGUCACUGAGAAUUCCGAGGCUGUGUGCAUACAUAUAGAAAUCAAUACUACUUUUUUCUUAGCAAAAAAUAUUGCUGGAAGUGGCUGCAUGACAGAAUUUGAAAUCGAUCUCAGCUUCUGCUAAUUCGGAUGCGUUGAAUGACUGGUGCAAGUCACUGGAUAUGCCGAGUCGUCGUCCCCCAUCUAUUGUAACGACGUUCCGUUACUAUCCAGUCGGGUUGAAUCCCCUAGCGGGCUCCCGAUCUGUCUUCUGGCUGCGCUGGUACUGCUGGAUAACUUCAUUAGUCCACGUCAUCAGACUGCAAGAUUCUUCGAGCUCGUCGAGAGACCACAGCUUCGGGAUGAUGAUGAGCUCGUCGGAUGACGACGACGAGAUCAACGACACCCAAAUAGCCACUCGCGACCUCCACAAAUUGAGCAGCACCAAGACCAAAGAGCGCUCAAGGCAGCGCUCAUCGGCGGACGACGCCGCCGCCGGCGAGAAAUGGAUGAAGGAGACCGCCACGUCCUCCACCGUCGUCGGGUCCCUCAUCAUCACCAUCAUGUUCACGGCGGCGUGCACCGUCCCGGGCGGCAACAACCAGGAGAAGGGCACGCCGAUUCUGCUCCACGACAAGGCGUUCAAGAUCUUCAUCGCCUCCGACGCUCUGUCCCUCUUCGCCGCCUCCACGUCGGUGCUGAUGUUCCUCGGGAUCCUCACGUCGCGCUACGCGGAGGCCGAUUUCCGGCGAUCGCUGCCCACCAAGCUGGUGAUCGGGCUGUCGACGCUCUUCGUCUCGAUUGCGGCCAUGAUGGUGACGUUCUGCGCCACCGUGAUGAUCGUCAUGGACCACCGGCCGUUGUACGUGGUUCCGAUUGUGAUGAUGGCCAGCGUUCCGGUGACGCUGUUUAUGUUCCUGCAGUUUCCUUUGCUGGUUCAGAUUUUCAGGGCGACUAAUUAUGGGCCCCACUCGAAUCAGUUUGACCGGAAGAUGAAGCCCUGGCUUUUGAGUCUUUGAACGCCAAGGUUGGGGUUCUGUCGUUUGUUGAUUAAUGAAGUUGUGUUCAUGAAUAUAUUUGUGUAAAUAUAAGGUAGCACAAAAUAUAUAUGUAAAAUCGGUUGCUACUCAGCCUUUGUAAUCCGCUUCAUUUGACAUUUUGUUUUUUUGUUUUACGUUUUUGUUUUAAUUUGGAAUUUAAAGGCCAAAUCCUACCACCUGAUAUAACUGCCCUGCUAUGGACCGGGAAAUCGUUGGAAUCGAGAAAUUAAGAAUACAAAAGCGAGAAUCGAAGACAGACACACGAUACGCAAUUUGUGUGGUUCACUAACACUAUGUGAAAUAGGUAGUCACUUUAUGGAAGUGGUAGACCGUUUUCUUGUAAAGUGGU
Molecule: messenger RNA, 3793 nt
Organism: Linum tenue
Lineage: Eukaryota; Viridiplantae; Streptophyta; Magnoliopsida; Malpighiales; Linaceae
Source: the annotation of a GenBank genome assembly